GCAGCGCAGCCCGGCCACCAUGGCACUCGGCUCCCGCCUCGCCUCCUCCCUGCGGCCUGCCCUGGCGGCUCGGCACCGGGCAGCCCCGGGGCACUGCCGGGGGCUCUGCGCCCCGCAGGGAUCAGUGCCCUCCUUCAAUCUCGGCGGCAUCUUCCCACCGCUCGCCACCCCUUUCUCGCCCGCGCAGGAGGUGGACUAUGCCCAGCUGGAGGGGAACCUGCGCCGCUACGCCGCCAUCCCUUUCCGAGGGCUGGUGGUGCUGGGCUCCAACGGGGAGUAUCCAUACCUGGCAUCCCGGGAGAGGGUGGAGGUGGUGAGCUGCGUGCGCCGGGCGCUGCCCAGGGACCGCUUGCUGCUGGCUGGCUCGGGCUGCGAAUCCACCCAGGCCACCAUCGAGCUGACAGUCAGCAUGGCAGAGGCGGGGGCUGACGUGGCACUGGUAGUGACACCCUGCUAUUACCGGGGGGCCAUGACCACUGCUGCUCUGAUCCAUCACUACACGGAGGUUGGCGACGCAUCCCCCAUCCCCGUGGUGCUGUACAGUGUCCCUGCCAACACCGGCCUGGACCUGCCCAUGGAGGCUGUCAUCACCUUGGCUCAGCACCCAAACAUCAUUGGGAUCAAGGACAGCGGUGGCGACAUCACCCGCAUGGGGCUGAUGGUCCACAAGACAAGGAAGGAGGAUUUCCAGGUGCUGGCAGGAUCAGCUGGCUUCCUGCUGGCCAGCUACGCUGUGGGCGCCUCGGGGGGUGUGUGUGCCCUCGCCAAUGUUCUGGGUGACCCACUGUGUCAGCUGGACCGGCUGUGCCGCAGGGGCCAGUGGCAGGAGGCCCGUGACCUGCAGCACCGCCUCAUUGAGCCCAACACAGCGGUCACCCGCCGGUUUGGGGUCCCGGGGCUGAAGAAGGCCAUGGAGUGGUUUGGCUACUACGGAGGGCCCUGCCGAGCACCCCUGGCCCCUCUGAGCCCUGCCCAGGUUGAAGAGCUGAGGAGCACCUUCAGUGCCAAUGGCUGGUUGUGAGGUGUUCUCCAUCUGCCCCUUCCCGCACUGGGAAGGUACAGGAGUCAGGGAACUGGGGACAUUCUGGGGAUGCUGGGAGGUGGCCAGGAGAGGGCUGCCAUGUUACUCUUCCCUGUUGGACAGGGCUAGACUGGGUGUAGAGGAGGGCAACCCCAGGCCAGCCUGCAGCCCUGCCAGCUCCCAGGGACCUGUUGUCUUCUCCUGGGGAGGGGUGGAUCCUUGUGCCAUGAAUAAACCUGCAGUCUCCUC
Messenger RNA from Passer domesticus (house sparrow), 1270 nucleotides. RefSeq names its product 4-hydroxy-2-oxoglutarate aldolase 1 (gene HOGA1). Gene Ontology annotation, cellular component: mitochondrion. The transcript is spliced from 7 exons. The coding region runs from base 20 to 1021 and encodes 333 amino acids. Lineage: Eukaryota; Metazoa; Chordata; Aves; Passeriformes; Passeridae. The record is from RefSeq and is a predicted model, not a curated record. Gene Ontology annotation, molecular function: (R,S)-4-hydroxy-2-oxoglutarate aldolase activity. Gene Ontology annotation, biological process: glyoxylate catabolic process.